AAUCAGAAAGCAGCAGAGGAAGAAUGAUUAUUCUGAGAUAUAAAAUGACUGAGAAAUAACUGUCUGUUUCUCAAUGGAAGUCAAUGGGACUUUGGCCUUUUUGGAACCCAGUGGUACUUCCUGUAUGAAACAUGGAAGGAGGGGGGCUGAUCAGUCCAGUUCUUAUAUACAGUCAAUGGUUCAGACACAACAUGUUCUUCUGGAUUUCAUCAGGUUGACUGAAGACCAGAUGAACACGUAGAUCAUCUAAUCUCAACAUAAUCUCAGUGAAAGGACCUGUCUAGAGUCAGGAUAAGAGAACCCUGUAGCCAGGAUUAAACUGCGGGAUUAGAUCAGAUUACUGUGGAAGGACGGGACCUUUAUUGUGAAGAGGUGACCGGAAGUGGGAGUGGCUAGUUGUCGUUGCUCCGUAAAGAUGGCGGCGUUUGAGCUUUCUUCAGCUUCUCCCGCUUCGUUCUGAAGACUUUGGCGGCAGGCCCUCGCGCGCUCAGCUCUGCUUUCAGGUAUGACCGGAGGAGAAGCGGCCCACGUGACCGGAUGCCGCGCGUGAACCGGACGGCGGUGCUGUCGCUGCUGAUUGUUAGCAGCUGCGUGUUCCUGCUGUUCCAGCUGCAUUACUACCGGAAGUACGUCAGCAAGCAGGGGGGGGUAUUACUGAGCCCGGACAGUCACGUGACCAACCGCGCCAUCCAAUGGCAGGUGCUGAGGAAGUUCUUGGCCUUGGCGCAGCGGUUCCGCCUGCCGCUCUUCCUCGCUGACACCUGGGCGCUCGCGCUCCUGUCCCAGGAUGCUUUGCGUCAGCAUGACCGGCGGGUCCAGGAGCCGCACUGCAGCUUCCUGUGCACCGGCCGGACAGUCCUGUCCUUCGCCGUGCACGCCAGCUCGUGGAGGAGCUCUCCCGACUUCCUGACAGAGGCUCGGACCAAAGGCUUCGAGCUGCUGGAGCUGCGAGGGAAAGACCCGCGCCUGUCCAGCCUGGACGUCCUGUCGGGGGAGGAGAUCCCGCUGCACCUGCUGCUGCGCCUGGACGCUUACAUCAUCCAAGUGGUCUUCCUGUACGAGCGCAGCGGGAACUACGUCUGGCACGGUCCGCUGCGCCUGGGGGGGGCCAUGGACCGGACCUUCGCCCCCUUCACCCUGCUGGACUACGGCCGCCACGCCGGAGCGUACGACAGGCCAGAACUGGUCCUCACGGUCCUGGACGGCCUGGACGUUCGAGUCCCUCGGAACAUCAGCCACUUCCUGCUGCAGCAGCGAGACGCUCGUUUCCUGGAGUGCCGGUUUCACGAAGCCCGCCACUUCCUGCAGUUGUACCCCGACGACGCCUCGGCGGCGGCGCUGGACUUUCGGAGGAAGGCGAAGGCUCUGCUCCAUCUCGCCACUCAGACGCUGGGCUCGCUGCGCGUCCCCUUCUGGAUCAGCAGCGGCACCUGCCUCGGAUGGUUCCGGCAGUGCGGCAUCAUCUCCUACAGUCAGGACGUGGACAUCGGGAUCUUCAUCUCAGACUUCCGUCCGGACAUCGUCGGCGCCUUCAGAGACGCCGGCUUAAGCCUGAAGCACAAGUUUGGAAAGGUGGAGGACAGCCUGGAGCUUUCCUUUCUGAGCAACGACGUCAAACUCGACAUCUUCUUCUUCUACGAGGACGGAGACGUGCUGUGGAACGGCGGCACGCAAGCCAAAAGCGGCAGAAAGUUCAAGUACGUCUUUCCUCGCUUCUCUCUCUGCUGGGCGGAGCUUCUGGAGCUGAAGGUUCGUGUUCCCUGUGAGACUCGCGAUUAUGUGGGGGCGAACUACGGAUCCACGUGGAGCAUCCCGCUGAAGAACUGGGACUGGAAGACCUCCCCCAGCAACGUCCAGGAAAACGGGGAGUGGCCUCGCAGCGAGUGGGCGGAGUUAAUCCAAGUGUACUAGAGGGGGGACUGGUCGUUUUCUCAGCUCGUUUUCAGACAUUUGCAACCACUCACCUGUGCUCACCUGCAGUUUGACACAGUCAUGAAGUGAUGUCAGAGAUUAAGUCCCACCCUCUCAGACCAGAUCCACCCUCCCCUGUGCUCAGGUGGUUUGUCACAGGUCAAUGAUGGCUCUCAGAAAAAAUGAGCAGAAAACUCACCUGCUGAGCUGAAGCUCCUCCCACAAGGAGCACCUGCUGUGUAUACGACAUGGAGACACUGAGAGGACGAUGCUGAUUGGUGCAAACUCCUGGACUGGAUUACUUUCAUGUUCAAGAAAGUCCUGUUGGUAAUGUUCUAGGACCGAGCAGCUCGCUCUCACCUGAUCCUCACCUGCUCUUCACCUGCUCCUCACCUGAUCUUCACCUGCUCCUCACCUGAUCUUCACCUGCACAUCACCUGCUCUUCACCUGCUCUUCACUUGUUUUUCCCCUGGUCCUCACCUGAUCUUCACCUGCUCUUCACCUGCUCUUCACCUGCUCCUCACCUGAUCUUCACCUGCUCUUCACCUGAUUUUCACCUUUUCCUCACCUGAUCUUCACCUGCUCCUCACCUGAUUUUCACCUGCUCCUCACCUGCUCUUCACCUGAUUUUCACCUGCUCCUCACCAGAUCUUCACCUGCUCCUCACCUGAUCUUCACUUGCUCCUCACCUGCUCUUCACCUGAUUUUCACCUGGUCCUCACCUUUUCCUCACUGGCUCCUCACCAGAUCUUCACCUGCUCUUCACCUGAUCUUCACCUGCUCCUCAUCUGAUCUUCACCUGCUCUUCACCUGAUUUUCACCUUUUCCUCACCAGAUCUUCACCUGCUCCUCACCUGAUCUUCACCUGCUCUUCACCUGAUUUUCACCUGGUCCUCACCUUUUCCUCACCUGAUCUUCACCUGCUCUUCACCUGAUUUUCACCUUUUCCUCACCUGAUCUUCAUUUGCUCCUCACCUGAUCUUCACCUUUUCCUCACUGGCUCCUCACCUGAUCUUCACCUGUUCUUCACCUGUUGUAAAAAUAUUUAUAAAUAAAGAACCAUUGUAGCUUCA
Molecule: messenger RNA, 2985 nt
Organism: Oryzias melastigma (Indian medaka)
Lineage: Eukaryota; Metazoa; Chordata; Actinopteri; Beloniformes; Adrianichthyidae
Gene: fktn
Product: fukutin
Exons: 10
Coding region: 538-1911 (457 amino acids)
Cellular component (GO): Golgi membrane
Source: RefSeq, a predicted model, not a curated record